UGUAGAGACUCCUUCCAGCACUCUACUCUUCUCACCAACCCCAUCACCAGAAUUCAACAAAAUAACACAGUAAAACAAAACACAUCACCUCAACAUGUUAUCAAACCCUCCAUCCACCGCCGGCCCCAUGGAAAGGCCUGACAAGCCGCUUUCGCAGACCGUCCAGCUAGAGCCCAACCUCAAGUUCCGUGUGUUCACACUCUCUCCCCCGGCCCAACUUCGCCAGCUGGAGUGCAUUGGUGAAGUGGACACUGCAGCAUCCAAUGCAGUGUCUCACGUCACUUCUCCAAAGGCCAUCAUCCCUACCUUUGAUAUCGCACACGAGAGCGUCAAGCAAGGCGAUUUCCACAAGAUUCGACUCGAAUGUCUUGCUAUUCCCGCUACCCAACUACUCGACCUCCUUAAGGGUCAAGGCAAGGUGCUCAAGAAACUUGAGAUGGUCAACGUCUACGUCCAGCUGGACUCGUCGGAUUGGGACGACGAUGACGAGCCAUACCCUUUCUUGACCAUAUUCCUUCACUUGCUCCAAGGCCUCGAAGUGGAAGACCUCCAAAUCAAGCAUCUGGUUUGCAAUACCAGCAAGAGACCCCACUCAAGACAAGUUGCUCUCGACGGACGCGAAUGGCGUGGAGUGAAGGGGGUCCGCGACGGAUUCGCUGGCUUGAUUGAGCAGUUCAGGAAGGAGAGAAAGUCAGAGAACAAGAAGAUACAGGACGAAGCCAGUCACAGCAAGGUGCAGUCAAGCUUCAUCGAGCAAGAGAGUUGGGAUGACGAGUACGGUUUUGGACCCGAGGAGGAAAGUGAUGAAGAUCCUUACGUCCACGACGAUGACGGAGAGUGGCAGAUGUAAGAAGCGUGCGGAGAAACGGAAUACUCAUGCUAUCACUGGACGAAGUUAGCAUUUGCAAAAUACUCGUGCAUUCCGAUAGCCAGCUGACCGUCGAGGUCUGUCGCUGGAGCACGUACAUAUCUAUGGAAUCCAACCCCUGAGUCUCGGCGCCC
Aureobasidium pullulans EXF-150 is the source of this 1002-nucleotide messenger RNA. RefSeq lists its product as uncharacterized. Bases 128 to 850 code for a protein of 240 amino acids. The record is from RefSeq and is a predicted model, not a curated record. The transcript has a single exon. NCBI's taxonomy places the organism in Eukaryota, Fungi, Ascomycota, Dothideomycetes, Dothideales, Saccotheciaceae.